Messenger RNA from Pelobates cultripes (western spadefoot toad), 18777 nucleotides. Lineage: Eukaryota; Metazoa; Chordata; Amphibia; Anura; Pelobatidae. The record is from the annotation of a GenBank genome assembly.
AUGGCAAAUAGAAAUGUUUUCUCGUGGAUUCGGCGUUUGCCCUUUCGAAAGGUAAGUAAAUGACUUGUUUUCUUUAAGGUUCCAAUUAACCCAACCAUUAACUGGGGUUUGUAACAUGUUAACUCCAAGUUUGUGGGUGGGUCCAUAUUUAAAUUGAUAACAUGUAUCACUAGAGGGGUAGAAGCAAAUCAUUAUUGUAUUCUUAUCUCAAUGGAGUUAAAUGCUUAACUAAUUUUUCUAUAUUAAAAUCCCCAUGUUACAGCAAUUUGCAAUAAUGUUGCAGCUACAAGCCCAUCGUUUCACUCACAUCCAAUUCUGGGAGUUGUUUGUCCUUGUUCAUACAACUAGUUGUAUAUGUAUCAGAAUUAGAACAAACUCAAUAAGUGGUUUACAUACACUAAGGUUUAGACAUAUAUUAAUUAUCGAGGAAAUUCAAUACAUUAAAAUACCACAAGACAGUGGCAGCCCAAGAUACUAAACAGGAAAUGGUAAAUGGAAAACUAAACCCGAAAGUCAAUUAAAAUUGAUGAUUUCAAAAUUCUCCAACUGGACUGUAACGACAGCUUAACUAUUUUACCUUCAAUUUUGCCAUUUGGGUUUCAAUGUACUAGAAUUCAGUGUUCAGUGGAUGAAGCCAAGUUACUCAAUAGAUUGGAAAUCUAUAUAAAACAUUUCCCAUACUAGUUACAUACAAGGUCAAUGCAAGUUUUUUUACUACUUUAGGCAAAACAACAUUUUGCUGACCCCCGCCCCCCACCACGCCAAUAUGCUCCGUCCAUGGUAUGACAUCACACUGACCAUAGCGCAAUAUGCGCCGCCUGUGGUGUAUUUAAAAGAAACACUUUUAUAAACGAUCACAAAUGUAACAGGCUUCAUACAGCAAGCAGAGGUGCUUUAAGUUUUCAGGAGUUUUCCUUUAAAGGGCCACUCCAAACACCAUAACCACUACUGCUAACUACCAUUAAUGAAUUGUCAGCUGUUACUCUCAGCCAAUCUCUGCCGUCUCCUUACUGGCUGUACCAAUACUACUGCAUUAGCCGAAGAGAAGAGAAGAGGGAGAGAACGGUUACUGAUGGCACACAUUUAGUGUUAAAUUAUUUACAAACAAUUUAACACUUAAAUAUAAGGCUGUUCCAGGGACUCCAGGCACUAUAAUAACUUCCAUGUGAUUUAAGUAAACCCAUACCUUUAGGUUGUUUGUAGUGGUUUAUUGCUGGGCCCUGUGGCAGCAACGAGAUGGACUGUAAAAACUUUGGUUAGUUAGAGCAUUUUUAUUUGAAUUUAUUUGGGUUUCUAAUAGUUUUUGCCAUUUCAGGGCGCCAGACGCAAGAAAUGUGAUGACACUGAGCAGAAAGGAGAGGACCCUUCGGGUAUGUUAAAACAUUGUGUGUGUGGCUGUUAUAUCUAUCUUUGGGAAGCCUAGUAACAAUUCUCCUAGCAAGACAUUCCUUCUUCUAUAACUUUAAUAACAGGUUUCUGUUCAUUUUUUACCAGGAAGGACACAUUCAGAUUUCUCUGGUUUGAUUGCUUCCUGCAGAGUUUGUACAAAAUAUACAAUGUUGACAUUUCUGGGACAUUAGAUUGCAGAGUUAAUAUUUUGGGGAAGGUAGAUCCAUUUGUAUAUAUUCAGACGCCGUUUCCAUCUUGUGAGUCUCUUCUAACCCCCUUACCCAUUGUAUCCCCCCACCCAUAAUGCACUACUGUCUUAGUCCAGAAAAGAUCUGGAAUGUUCCCAUUCUUUUUAAUGACAAUGCUAAGCAUAUCCCAUAAACUCAGCAGGUGUAUGUAGUUCAGCACUUGGCAGUAGUUUCAUUCACUAAUAGUCAUGAAGAAACUGUUUAUUGAGCUGCGUACUCCAUUGAUGUUUAUAACUCAAUGGAACCAGUGGUUGCCUCUCAUUUGUAAACAUAACAAAUGCUCCCCCCAAGAAAUGUAAUUUAAGUGCAUUUCGAUAUCAAUAUUUAUAUAUUGCUAUCAAAAUUUAUGUAAAAUUAAAUUACAUAUAUAUAAAGUAUAUAUUUACAUAUUAUUUUUACAUAAUAAUGUGAUUUUAUUGAUUAUAAAUUGGGGGACCUGCCUGACAACCCAGGCAGAAAGUCCAGUGAAUUCAAUUUACAAGCCCUAUAUUGUAACCUUGUAACUUUCCAAAACACCGUAAAACCUGGACAUGGGGGCUACUGUUGUACUUGUGAGACUUGGCUGAAAACAAAUACGUAUGUUUUAAAAGAGUAAAUCAUUUAAUGACGAUGAUAUCAUCAGUGAAAAUGCAGCUUUUCUGUGACUAAGUGGCUCUUAAAAGAUUAGAUUUACCCCAUUUGCAAAACCCUGGGUUGUCUACGUUUACAAAUGGUUUGCCAUGAUGGGGGUAAUUCUCAUUCCUGGCCUGCCAUACAGCCUUAAAGGCAACUAAACCAACAAAUUUCAAGGUGCAAAAACUGCAAAGAGGGAAGUACUAUAUGUCACGCUGUAACUUUCCAAAAAUCCAUAAAACCUGUAUAUGGCUAAACAUAAAUAUGUGCAUUUUAUUGCACUAAAAGUUAACAGUAUUAUGACAUUUAAAGGUAAAAUGCCACAGAGAACUUUUUAAUUUCUCAAACUUUUUUUUUAUUUUAUUCAUAUUAAAUUAUGUUUCAUACAUAAAUAGUUUAUUUUUGUGAAAUGAAAACCCUCUUUCUCUUGAACAAAACUGUAUGUAAUACGUGUGGGUGCACUUAAUAUGAAAGAGGUAAGCUAUGGUUAAACAAUAUAUAUCUCAAAUUCAAGGUUUGGUUUUGAACAGAACUUGGAUAACUUCCUCCAUCCUUAAGGGCUUAAAAGAUAUAGGACAAGGCAGGGAAUAAUAUUAUGUUGUAGUUAUAAUUAUCAGAAGACAAAAGCAGGGAUAGGGAAACUUUGGGCACCAAAACAUUUGAGAGCACAUAACAUAUUAUGGUACAUGAAGUGUCUGAAUAAAAGUGUAUGUAUUAAAAGAUCCUAUAAUUUGUCAUGUUGCCUUACUUGUAUUGUGUGAUAUUUCAAACCAGUGAAUGAACAAUAUUGUCUGUCUACAUUGUGAUUUGACUACUGUCUUUUUAUUAUUAUUUAUAGAGUGUCCAAUUACUCCAAACUCUCCUAAAAUUGCCAAGGGCUCAGCUGUAAAUGGUAGUUUUUCCUCAAUCGAUCUGAACUCUCCUAAACGUAUCGUAUUGGCAGCUAAUACCGAGUCAUCAAAGGACAUCCCUAAACAUGUAGCUCAACCGGAUAUUGAUAAAGUUAGGGAGCAGAUCAAACAGGAAAUUAGAAAAGAACUUAAAAUUACAGCAGGAGCCAGAAACAUGGUAAAGGCUACAACCAAGAAAAAACAUCUUGCAAAAGUCAACAAGUUUCUCAAAACAUCACAAAAAAAACUGGAUGAUCUUUACAUUAAACUUCAGGAGCGCAAUGCGCAUAUUGUUGUGCCAGACGCAGAAGGUACAUUCCAAGACUUUGUGUUUCCUUGUAAUGAGUGUGUGUAUGUGCUUGUUUAUUGUAAAUAUAUUUCAAUCAUUUCCUGGAGAACAUGGAUAAAUACUAUGUUACGCAUCCAACAUGUAAAUGUAACCUACAGAUAUAUAGAGGAACGUUAGCAGUACUGUUUUUCUUUUUCUUUUUCAUUUUAUAAUCAGGUGGAUGUUUUAGAGACUUCAAACAGCAAAUCGUAACUUUGGAUCAGUUACUGCACUCGUGAUGUGCUGUAUGAGAUUGUAGACUGACUUAUAGAAAAGAUCACUUACUGAGCAUCAGAUCAGCCACAUUAUACAGCGUGAAAACGUGCAGAAUAAAAUAAAUACUGGCUGAGGAAAGCUUAGCCUUGUUAGUUUUACAGAAACAUAAAACAAAAAUUUGCAGCUUCUCCAGCGAGCUCUGUUUAGAUGGGAAAUCUCUCACCCAAACCUGGUAAUUGCAUUAUUCCCUAUGAGAGCCUAUAUGGGGGGGUUGUGAAAACACACAGAGUUACAAUGUGGCUUAUAGAAUGACCCCAUUUAUGUCGUGACUGGCUAUAAUAAUGGCAAUCUCACUGACAUAUAUAGAAGCUGGAAUAGUUAGUGGAUGAGUUUAUGACGUGACACCUCAAAGAGAAUACUGUUCAUACCGUCCCGUUAUGAUGUCAUCAAGCACGGGGGACGUUUAGCUGCAGUGAUUUUUGUUGUUUUUGUUGAUUUUCUGUUGCUCUUAGGUUUUGUGUAAAUUACAAUAUCUUUACUUACAGAUGUUACUGUUAUUGCCUUUUUUAUUUAUUAAGUGAAACUGUCUGCCGACAUUUCUAAAUUCUGUAUUUUUUUUUCUUGUUACUAAUUUCCGUGAUGUCCAGAGAUGUCAGCUGCUCCUAAAGAUGACACCAGCUCCCAGGCACAUAACGUGAAGCUGACUGCUUUGCAGAAACAGCUAAGCAUUGAGCUGAAGGUGAAACAUGGAGCAGAGAUAAUGGUCGGUGCAUAUUCAAAUGGGUAUUCCAAAGUAAGUUGGUUAUAUUUAAAUAAGAGACAGAAAAAAUUCUUUAAACUUUUUUUUUUUGGUGUGGGAGUGGUGGAAACACAUUGUACAAUGCAUAAUUUUUUUCAGCCCAACAGCAUUUUAUCUGAUUUAAGCUAAUAGUAUGUUGGUGAUAUUUGUUCAUGGAAUCAAGAGAUGCGAUAGAAACUAAAUUUCCAUGAGUUUGCCGACACCAUCUCAACUAUUUAGUUGAAGGCACAAGCUUUUCUUAAUCGGCCAUUAAUUAUUUUUAAUAUUUCUAAUUGGAAAGCAUGCAACCAAUGUUAUUUAAUUUUCUAUGUAAAGAUUAUAAUGUGUAUCUUGUUCCAUAAUGCAUGUGUCUAUAAUUUAGUUUGCCUGCACAGAAGCACUGUGGUGUUUGACAUCUGGGUGAAAAUCAUUGUUUAAGGGGUAAUAAUUAGAUCAAAACAUAGUCCAUGUCUGUCCUGGGGUGUGAGCAGUCAGGGCUUAUUUCCUAGAAUAGGGUAAUUGAGGCUACACUUCUUCAUACAUCUCACUCAAUUAUCUGACUAUUCUUAUUGCUGUUACAGAAUGUCAAACAUCUUACUGCUGUCCAGAAAAUACUACAAGACAGCGAGAACAAAAUAGACAGUUUACGCAACUUAAUUCUGGAAGAAACAUCUAUCAUUAAAGGUAAAGGUUCAGUAACCUCAUAUGUAGUUUAAAAGAAGAUUUAUGGGUAACAAUGAAAACUGUUCAAAAACGGUUUGACUACUUAUAAUGGGAUCCAGGGCACUCCUGGCACCAUAACCACUACUGCAAGAUAUAACUCUCUUACAGGAAGGUCUGAGAGAGCGGUGUAUAUCCCGUAGACCUCUAUACUCCAAGGGUUUGUGAGGAAAUGUACAGAUUAUUAUUAAUGUUAUUAUAUGUAUAGCACCAGGAAAUUCUGCAGCGCUUUACAGUGGGUGGACUAACAAACAUGUAAUUGUAACCAGACAAGUUGAACACACAGCUACAGAGGGGUUGAGGGCUCUGUACGAUGAGCUUACAUGCUAAAGGGAGUGGGGUAAAGUGACACAAAAGCUAAAGGAAGUAUAGGGAAGUAAUGACAGUUGCAGGAGAGGAAUCAGUCGGGAGCUGCUAACAGUUUAACUGAUAUGCUUUUGUGAAGAAGUGGGCUUUUAAUUAUUUUUUUGAAGGAGUGGAGACUGGGUGUGCGUCUAACGGAGAAGGGAUGGGAGUUCCACAGGAACAGUGUAGCCCUAGAAAAGUCUUGAAGGUGAGCAUCAGAGGUGGGAGUACGGACUGAAGAUAGACGUCCACUUAGAACUGGGAGCAAAGGGAGUUAUACCAACACGCAAAUACAUUUUAUAUUAUUUACAAAACAUAUAUCUUAGAAAUCUGUACAUGAGCCGGUUAAAGCAUUGGGAAUAUUACUGCCUUAGAACUGGGAGACCAAGGUUUGAAUCCUGGUUUAGACCUUGCCAGUAAGUGUCUGUGGGUAGGAUUAAUUACUGAAUGGAUGUACGUUGAGCAGUAACUUCAUCAAACCUAAAUAUCCCCUUUCUAUAAUUGUAAACCACUGCAGAAUAUGUUGGCGCUAUAUAAGGGAUAAUAGUAAUAUCCUGAAAUAAUUUGCAAAACAUUUUACAAGAUAAAUUCUUGUUAGUCAGUCCCUUUAAAAAAUAGCUUUUAUAUCAAAUAGUUCACUGAGAGAUAUUAAAACUUACAUAUUAAGGUGGCGAUCAAAGCCUGACUUAGUGUAAAUCAAACAUACAUUCUGCUGGGUGCUUUAAGCCAUUCAUAUCAAAUCAAGAUCAGUGACCAGAAUAUUGUCAGAGAAACUAAUGACAGACACCUACCUGCGUCUGGAAAAAUUCAGAAAUCUAUGUUCACCUAGAAACAAAUAGAUGGAAAACACACUUCCUGAGUCUCAUGCCAACACACCAGUCGGGAUGGUCAUCAAUGCAGACAUGAGAGGGACUUGCAGGUGCUCCUCCGAGGGAACAAAUGUGUAAAAUUCCAAAUAGUGACCUUUGGGUUGAUAGGUUCUGGGAGCAUAAUGUCUUCUUUAAGGACAUAUCAAAGCUUCUGAAUAUAAAGAGCAUUAAAAUAUAUAGAGAUAUAAUGAACAUUCUAAAAACAAGGCAGCUCUAUGAUUAACAUGACGUUCAUAUGAAAGAAAACCACCUAUGGUCCUUUAAAUGGACAAUUCUUAAUUGUUCUCUGAUGAGAGCUGAAUUACUGCAAUAGUCUCCUUCGAGAAAGGCAACUUCAAAUGUGCCCAGCACUGUGAAUUUAUUCGCUAAGCAUUGUGGAAUAUCAUAUUCCAAAUGUUGACAGGCAGGUGAUGCAUGCGCAUCAAUUCUAACAGCCAUCCUGCAGGAGGUGCAUGCUUCAUUUCAGCUAUACGGUAUAUAAACAGGAUAUAUAUCUAUUGAACAUUUAUUGUGUCCCCUCCAAUACUACUGACAUUAUUAGUUUAUACAUAUAUGAGUUAUACAUGAUAUUAUGGGUUUACAUAUAAGCAUUAUUAGUGUUUGAAAAACUAAUUGAUUCUUCUAUAAAAUUAAAUAUCAUAAAGAUCUAUGAUUGGAGAUUGUGGUUCUUGUUUUAUUCUCUUUAGAAUUGAGGUGAAAAUAAUUGUAGUAUCAUUGAUCACUGUGAAUGAUAUACAAUACUUACAUUAUGUUAUGUCUAAACCUUUACAGAAGAAACAUCGUUACCAGUUCUGGAGACGGACAUUAAUAUUCUUGCCCCUUCGUUAUUGGUGACAGACGUACAGGAGCCAGAGCCGGCUGGGUAUUCACUUUAUAUCUUUCUAAUCAAUGUUGUUAGAACCUGAAACCCUCCCAGUUCACAGUACUAUACAUGUUGAAUUAUCUAUAAGUCCGACAUAUGUUUGCCUACUGCUGUCUACACAUUUCUUAGCAUGUGUAUCAGUCACAGAUUCAUUUUAUAAUGCUGUCUACAUGUUGCAUACUUGUGACAAGUAGCCAGAUCUCCUUCUCUUUGCAGGACUCUGUGAAUUCUGCAGUCUGCCAGGCAGGGUGUGAAAGUACUUUGGAUGUCACACAGGAAUGCAGAACUCUAUACAGUGCAAAAACAUAGAAAUCUGCAACCCUACUUAUAUGUAUUAUUGGGGUGUCCUUUAAAAUAAUGCACUGUAUAUAGCAGCAUCAAUGUCUAAAAUAUAAUGAGUAUAUAGAUCUGAUAAUCUGCCAUAAUAUUUUAACGAUUAAACCAGAUAAACUAUUAUUGUCUUCCUCCUGAUAGCGAUAUUCCAAACUUUGAUAUGAAACCAAUUAGCCCACCGGAUGUGGAGUUUGACUCAGAGCCACCUCCUGCUCCAAGUCAAUCAUUUCUACACAGUGAUCAGAGUUGGUUUUCAUUCCAUAUUGAGAUCCCGGACAUACUGGCUCAGGUAAAGAUGUGCUCACUUUAUUUUGGUUGUUUUUAAUCCUUAAACUUACGUGUAUACUCUGCGUAGAAUAACCAUUACAGCUUAGUGCAGUAGUUCUAGUGCAGAGGGUCUGUGGCUACUAACCCACUUUUUUGUCAAACCAUUUGGGAGCAUUUUGACACUGGACUUUGGCUAGCAUCCAGUGACUGCACCCCUCGCCACAGGGAUAAUGUGGAACUUAAAUUUUUGCGCUAUAAAUGUUAUAUCCAACCGGGACAGCUGUGGGGUUAUCCUGAAUUGUCAGCCAAUCAAUGCCAUCCAGGUUGCAUAAAAUUGGUAUUGAUACAAAAAUGUUAAUUGAUCACUAUCAGUAUGGCUGAGGAGGGGGGAAGUAUCCAGGUAUUUGGGAGUAUCUAAUUGGUUUGACAUUAAACCAUGGAUAGAACCAGGACACUCUAAUUAAUGUAACUACUACAGUGAGCUAGAAUGGUUAUGGUGCUUACAAUUUCCUUUUAAUCAUUAUUUUCUUACAUUCACUGCUUCUCUCUCCACUCCCAGCAAACCUAGCUUCCUUUAGUUUUCUCUACCAUUUUAUUGCGUCUGACUUUCUUUUCUAGAAUUCUGGAGAUAUCUAUGAAUGUAGCAUUGAUAACAGAUACAUCAUGACACCAGAUGAAAUGAGUCAGCCUAAUUGUUCCAGUCUGGAUAAUAGUGUUCCUGAAAAUUCUGAGAACCUACCACAUGACCACUUACCUGCUAUGUGGACUCAAGAUCAACUUCUUCUCAAAUUGCAGGACAUCCAGCAUUGCUCUAUGCUGGAGGAGGGACAAUCUGUAAAAGUAAGUUUAAGGUGGAAUUCCAGUUCUAGUUCGAUAUAACAGAUAUCUUAACAAAUGUAAGACAGUACAACACAAUCAAUGCCAUCAGGUUGUAUAAAAUUGGUAUUGAAGAGAAAUGGUAAUUCCUCACUAUUUUACAACAAACUAGAAAAGAAAAUGGCAGUCAUAUCUCCUAAGAUCAGGGAGCUAUUUCCUUAUCCGUAUAUUUAACAUGUGAUUGUGAGAUGUGAACAAUAACAUUAAACAUAGAAUUUCAGUCUUUUAUUCAGUGGCGCCAGUUCUGAGAAAUGACAAUAAAACCCAACAUUAAUGUGUCUGACUUUCUUUUCUAGGAUUCUGGAGAUUGCUAUGAAUGUAGCAUUGAUAACAGAUUCAUCAUGACACCAGAUGAAAUGAGUCAGCCUAAUUGUUCCAGUCUGGAUAAUAGUGUUCCUGAACAUUCUGAGGACCUACCACAAGACCACUUACCUGCUAUGUUGAUCCAGGAUCAGCUUCUUCUCAAAUUGCAGGACAUCCAGCAACGCUCUGUGCAAUCUGUGAAAGUAAGUUUAAGGUGGAAUUUCAGUUCUAGUUCGAUAUAACAGAUGUCUUAACAAAUGCAGGACAGCACAACACAAUGAAUGCCAUCAUGUUGCAUAAAAUUGGUAUUGAUACAGAAAUGUUACUUCCUCACUAUCAGUAUGACUGAGGAGGGGGGAGGUAUCCGGGAACUUGGAAGAAUCAAAUUGGUUUGACAUUAAACCAGGGAUAGCACCAGGACACUCUAAUAGUAAUUAAUGUAACUACUACAACAAACUAGACUGGUUAUGGUGCUUACAGUUCCCUUUUAAUCAUUAUUUUCCCAAAUUCACUACUUCUCUCUCCAGUGGCGUACACACAAUCCAUGGGGCCCUGGUGCAAAACUGACAUCAUCAAAGUGGGCCCGGUCGCGCUGUUACCAGGCCCACUCUGAUGAUGAUAUUCAUUUCCAUCGGGUUUCCUUAACAGCAUGGGCCACCCAAUGGGCCCCUUCACCUGCGGCCCGGGUAAGUAUACUGCGCGAUCGGGGCCACAACACAUGGCAGCAGGCACGCGGUAUGUACACAGCUGUCUCUCUCCACUCCCAGUAAACCUAGCUUCCUUUAGUUUUCUCUACAAUUUUAUUGUGUCUGACUUUCUUUUCUAGGAUUCUGGAGAUAGCUAUGACUGUAGCAGUGAUAACAGAUUCAUCGUGACACCAGAUGAAAUGAGUCACCCUAAUUGUUCCAGUCUGGAUAAUAGCGUUCCUGAAAAUCCUGAGGACCUACCGCAAGAUCACUUACCUGCUAUGUGGAUUCAACAUCAGCUUUUUCUCAAAUUCCAGGACUUCCAGUAUCGCUCUGUGCAAUCUGUGAAAGUAAGUUUAAGGUGGAAUCACAGUUAUAGUUUGAUAUAACAGAUGUCUUAACAAAUGUAGGACAGCACAACACAAUCAGUGCCAUCAGGUUGUAUAAAAUUGGUAUGGAUAUAGCAAUGUUAAUUCCUCACUAUCAGUAUGGCAGAGGAGGGAGGAGGUAUCCAAGUACUUGGAAGAAUCUAAUUGGUUUGACAUUAAACCAGGGAUAGCACCAGGACACUCUAAUAGUAAUUAAUGUAACUACUACAGUGAGCUAUAAUGGUUAUCGUGCUUACAGUUCCCUUUUAAUCAUUAUUUUCCCAAAUUCACUACUUCUCUCUCCACUCCCAGCAAACCUAGCUUCCUUUAGUUUUCUUUACAAUUUUAUUGUGUCUGACUUUCUUUUCUAGAAUUCUGGAGAUAUCUAUGAAAGUAGCAGUGAUAACAGAUACAUCAUGACACCAGCUGAAAUGAGUCACCCUAAUUGUUCUAGCCUGAAUAAUAGCGUUCCUGAAAAUUUCGAGGACCUACCACAUGACCACUUACCUGCUAUGUGGAUUCAGGAUCAGCUUCUCAGAAUGCAGGACUUCCAGUAUCGCUCUGUGCAAUCUGUGAAAGUAAGUUUAAGGUGGAAUUCCAGUUCUAGUUCGAUAUAACAGAUAUCUUAAAAAAUGUAGGACAGCACAACACAAUCGAUGCCAUCAGGUUGUAUAAAAUUGAUAUUGAUACAGAAAUGGUAAUUCCUUGGUAUCAGUAUGACUGAGGAGGGGGAAAAAAUCCAGGUAUUUGGAAGAAUCUAAUUGGUUAAACAUUAAACCAGGGAGAACGGCAGGACACUCUAGUCACUAUAACCACUACAGUGAGCUAAAAUGGUUAUGGUGCUUACAGUUCCCUUUUAAUCAUUAUUUUCCCACAUUCACUGCUUCUCUCUUCACUCUCAGCAAACCUAGCUUCCUUUUCACUACCCCGUGCUUCCUUUCCUUUAUUGAUCAAUAUGUUUCAGACUCAAUCGUACAAACCCCCAACACCGUGGGUGAGCUUUCUAGUUGAGAUUAUGGCUGCUAUCCCUUUAUAAAAGGAGAGCGGGUUAUGGCCUUCACAGUUUGCUCCAUACAUAGUUUCUGCUGCCUUGUCAAAUUAAAAUAAACACAUAUUUUAAAAAAAUGAAAAGAAUCAUAUAAAAAUGAUAGAAAGUAUGAAAUGUAUACGAUAAUUUGCAUUUCUUGAUCAAUUGAGUUGCUGAAUUCUGGGUUUAGUAAAUAAAUCAGAGCGUUUGAUGGUUUAUCAAAGGGUAACAAUCACUUCCCAGGACGUUUAAUAUUAUAUUUACUUAUCCCUAAAUUCAACGACUAUCUGUUUGUGAAAUGUGAACGAUAAAAUUAAACGUAGAAAUCCACACCUCUUUAUACUGUAACUGGGCGCCUCCAUCUUAGCUCCCUGUCAGUCAUCGUUAAAAGCUCCGCCCUUUGCAUCUGACCGUCAGCACAGAGUGAUCAUACAGAAAGGAGGAGAAAUGAAACAAUGUUUCUAUAUGUCCUCUUCAUUUGCAUUGUGUGCCCUGGCUGUGCCAGAACUAAACAAAAAGAAAACAGAACAUCUCAUGAGAAACUGUUAACAUGUAUGUGAUUUUCAAUUUUUUAUUCAAUGGCGUCUGACUUUCUUUUCUAGGAUUCUGGAGGUAGCUAUGGAUGUAGCAUUGAUAGCAGAUUCAUCAUGACACCAGAUGAAAUGAGUGAACCUAAUUGUUCCAGUCUGGAUAAUAGUGUUUCUGAAAAUUCUGAAGACCUAUCACAUGACUACUUACCUACUGUGUGUACUCAGGGUCGGCCUACUCUCAGAAUGCAAGACUUCCAGCUUUGCUCUGUGCUGGGUAAAGGGCAAUUUGGGAAAGUAAGUUUAUGGUGGAAUUCGAGUUCUAGUUCGAUAUAACAGAUGUCUUAAAUUCAGGAUAGCACAACACUUUAUUCUUUAAUUUCAGGUUCUGCUGGCCGAGCACAAGGAAACAACCAACAUGUAUGCCCUGAAAUUCAUAAAAAAAGUAAACUUAGAAUCACCACAUCAGUUCAACAAGUCAGUGAAUGCAGUAAUAAAUAUCUUGUGUUUGUGAAGAGGACCAUGUCCUGUUUCUGUGGGGGGUUUUUUCAUUUGAUUUUAGAGUCGAAGAAAAUAAACUUUUAUUUUCCUUUCCAGCCUUCUGAGUGAAAAGCGGAUAUUCCAGACAGUGAGCAAUAGGCGGCACCCAUUCCUUAUGAACUUGUUUGGGUGUUUCCACACCCGAGAUCAUGCCUGCUUUGUUAUGGAAUAUGCAGCAGGGGGCGACCUUCUUACAUGCCUUGAUAACAACCAUGGCCCAUUUCCAGAACCCAGAGCAGUGUGAGUAUAAGCAGCAUUCUGUCCAUUUAUCGAUAUCUCAUCCAAUGUUCUACAGAUGGUGGCUUGAGCUGGGCUACACCUUCCAUAACAUCUUGUCAGAUUAUGAAUUAAUUCUGGGAUAUCACACUUUGUUUAAAUUCUGUGUUUAUUUAGUUUAGAAUGACUUUAAACUGUAUAACUUUAUAUCCUAUGAGCUGCUGUAUAUAUCUUUACCAUUAUGUGUCAAUGCUGGAUCAGAGCAGUUACUUCUGACCACAUACACCGCUGUCUGCACCAACUAUGUCUAAUGACUCUGCAAGUAUCGGCAUUGGUGAAUUGAACCUGCUGUAAGUGAUAAACAACCAAUCACCAUUGUAUCAGCUCAUACAUAACACACUAGCAGUGAAAGACAUGAGGAAACCUGGGAAUUAAUGUACUCUGUCAGAAUACAGAGUUGGAUAUAUGGAAUAAAACCAUUUAAUCGUGCAAACACUGUAUCUUCUAGAAAGCCAUUCAUUUAUUUAUUUUUCCCCAGAUUUUAUUCUGCAUGUGUCGUCCUUGGACUUGAGUAUUUACACGAACAAAACAUCGUCCACAGGUAAGCCUAUAAAAAAACAAAACUACACGUUAUUUAGGUGUUAUUUAUGGCACACAGUCUGUCUAACCCAGUUUAAUUAUCUAGAUUAAGUUAUUAAUUUUAACCAAUUAAAAAUCCUGAACAAUGAGAGCUAUUCUAAGUGCUUCUAGUGUUAUGUAAAAUAAAUAAAACUUCCUUUUCUACAUUUUAAUCUAGAGAUCUGAAGCUUGAAAACAUUGUUCUGGAUGAGAGAGGAUUUGCGAAGAUAACUGACUAUGGUCUCUCUAAAGAAGGUAAAUAGAAUGCUCUAAUAUAAUUUUAGAUACAAAAAGGUCACACUUACGAAGUUCAAAUCAGUUAUCUUUCAUUUAAACAGCCAUUUAACAUAUAAUAGGAUGUCUAUAAAAGGUAUGCUUAAUUCCAAAACUGACAUAAAGGAACUUUAUAACAUUAAAAAUAAGAGCAUUUAUUUUUAAUGUAAAUUAUUCCUAAGUGAGCCUCCCAUUUCUUUUCCAGCAAUUUUUUAUGAAUGGGCAGUGACUGAUUGCUGAGAGCGUCAGCUGACCGCUCCCAGACAAUCAGCAGUCCCCCUGCCCAGUGGCACUCCGUGCUUCUUAAAACUGUAAUUUCAGAAGCCAGAUGCCGCCUGAGGGAAGUAGUGAUUGGAGAUGGAGGCUCACUUUGAGAUUAAACAGUUCAAGAACGGUUUGACCACUUGAGAUAGGCGUGCGCCCUGGAGGCCUCCUGGCACCAUAACAACUUCAAUUACAUUUUUAUGGUGCCCGGAGUGUAAGUGUAUAAAGUACUUCUGUUUUAUUUUGUUUUUAUCAAACUAAAUUUAAGUAUUUUCCUGAUAGUCAGACCCAGCCACGGUGCUGCCACUGCGAUAAUUGAAAUUUUCGGAUGGAAAUGAUAUGAGAAGUUGUGGCAGCAACAAACUUAAAGAAAGUCAUAUCCAAAUGUAAAUUGCUAAAAUUGAACAUCUAUCCUCAACUUAUAUACAAUUCUAUUUUCACUAUUUCUGAGGAAUUGGAUACGGAGACAGAACAAACAGCAUUUGUGGAACUCCUAAUUAUCUGGCUCCUGAAAUGGCCAAGCGCAAGACAUAUACAAGAUCUGUGGACUGGUGGAGCUUCGGAGUGGUUAUUUAUGUAAUGUUAACUGGAAACGUAAGAACAAUCUUUCAUUAAGAAUUUACAGUCAGAUUUAUAAAGAGACUCUGACAAGUAUUUGCUUUUAACAUUACAGCAAUCUUUAUUAAAAAGUUGCUCUAUUUAUUUUUGGUUUUGUUUUAUUACUUUUUGUUGGCCUCCCCUCUUCCAAUAAUUCCUCUCUCUCCAACAUUCACACCCACAUUUGUAUACAAACGUAUCUCACCCCAAAACAGACACCCCCAAUUAAUUAACUCCUCCCUUCCAAACACAGACCCCACAUUCCCUGACCGUUAUUUUUGCACUCGUUUACCUGUCAUUUUCCUUCAACUAUUAUAUUCCAACAUUUCUUUACAAUGAACCCAUCCUUAUCCAAAUCACAUCUCAAAUUAACCCCUCCCCAUAAUAGAUCCAGACAGCUUCAAUACCCUGUAAUUAACCCCUGACCCUUGGUUCCCAAAUCUAAAUCUUUUACCAAUGAAUUAUCUCCAUCUUCUGCUCUGCCCCUGGUCCAGUUACUUAGUGCUCCGGUGGCUGACAAUGUGUGCGUACAUCGUGUGUAACCCUCUGUAUACCACUUCUUUGUGAAUACCUAUACGGUCAGAAGAUGUUUAGUAGUUCUGACUCUAAUAAACAUCCCACCUACUAACUUGCUUAAAUGUUUUGUAUUUAACUUUUUUUGUCUCCUGACAAAAAGAAAAAAGCCAUCGUAAUCCAAUGUUACUGUACAAAAUAAAACAAAUAAUACUAGAUGACAAUUUAAAAAGUAAAUAAAUAAAAACACCAGGAGAAAAUUAAUUAUACAAUAGACCAUGGGUGCCAAAAAGGUAGAUCUUCCAUGAUGCUUUUUCAUUGUAAAGGUAUGCAAAGCAUCAUGGGAGUUGUUGUUAGAGAGCAUCUGGGGAUCUACCUUCUAGGCACCCCCUGAUAUAGACCUUCCAGUCCUUUAUCUCAGAGCUCAAAAAUUGAUAUUCCCUGCGGUCUUGAAAAUCGCUCAGCGUUUUGAAAAUUCCAGCCAACCAAAGUGCAUUUCCGGACGCGUUUCACUCCCCUGCGGUACGCUUGAUGAUGUAUUUCACGACAGCGUUCAGUUAUCUUUCACAUAUUAUAUACACUCGCACACACAUGGUUGUUGAGUUGUGAUAUACACAUUGUGUAAUCUGUACUACGAAGAUUAUAAAACCCUAACUAUUAAUUUAUUGUUCAGCUUUCAGCUACUACAAUUUACAACUUAUUCAAACCUUAACUGAGGUUUUUUUAAAUGUAAUUUUUCUCUAGUUACCCUUCGAAGGCCGUGAUGUUGAGACACUUUAUGCUAAAAUUGCCAAAUGUAAACUAAAAAUUCCAGAGUCAUUGUCUAGUGAAGCCACUUCAAUACUGAGUAAGGUAAGUUGUCACGCAAAUUUAAUAUAUCAUACAACCCAUGCUGAAAACAUCCAUUCGCCAUCAAUGAGUGGAGAUUCAGACCUAGCAAGCUGCCUUGAGAUGGGGGAAUUCUGUAGAAUGGGCAGUAAAGAAUGGAGGUCCGGCUGACCUUUGGGAGAGGAAAUGUAUCAGUUUUUUUAUUUGAUGUUUAUACAAUAGUUCUCUUAUUGGUCAUGCAAAUUUUCAAUGCUAUAUAUUCACCUUGAAUUGGAUGUAGCUAGCUGUGUGUGUUAAUGCUGGUAAAGAAACAUUCAUUAUUACAGAGUAUUAAAACAAAACCCGAAAUAUCUGCUCACUUAUUCUAUGACAUCCAUAAAUGAUGCAAUAUUACAUCUAACACUCAUUCUCUAUAGUUAUGUGACUCACAGCGCCCACUAGUGGCUUGUAUAAAAACAUAGUAGCAGUUACAAACCGUGUACAAACACCACCACGAUUUAUCCUGGCGUAAAACAUUGCAUUGCCAGCAUCCCCCUCAAACAGUGAGAUUACUACCCACUAUAUGUUUAUUUAUAAUUAAUAGCGAUAAUACACAUUUUUCCUUUACCUUUGUUCUGUCCCUUUGAGUAUAACGCUGAAGAAGUAAAUACGAAAAGACAAAAAUAAUGCAUUUCACAUGAACAGUACUGAGCAUUGAACAUCUCAAAAUACACUCAGCGCUGGUGCAAGGGUUCUUGGCUACACAGGCAAAAAUCCAUUUAGCGCCCCCUUUCACACUCUUCUCCCCCUGUUGUGCAGUUCUCACACAGAUAUCUCGUACCCUGGAUGGAGCCGCACACCCACAGGACCUCCAACAGGGCCCGACUUACUGUUAAUGUUCCUGAUGUUUAGCAUUAAAAUUAACAAAACCUAUUUUACAAAAUUCCUUUUACAGUUACUGACUAAAAAACAUGAGAAACGUCUAGGAUCCAGUGAGAAAGAUGCACAGGAAGUGAAGGACCAUCCUUAUUUUCAAGUACGUACAUAUGUUUUUUUGUUUUGUGUUUUUUACUGUGGUUUUGUCACUAAAUAUUUGUGUGAUUUUAGGAAAAAUAAAAUCUUUGUAAUAUACUGAAAUUCUAACACAGCCAAAAGAGAACAUAAAUUGGGAUCUAAACAAAAUGUGGCUUUUUGGGCAUAUUAGCUGUUAUCUUGUAUUUUAUAUAGUCUUGGUUUGUACGUGAUGCUCAUUAUUUUACAAAUUCCUUUCCAGCAUAUAGAUUGGAACGCAUUAUUAUUACAAAAUGUGACACCUCCAUUUGUGCCAACCAUCAACGGAGCCGAAGAUGUCAGCAACUUUGAUGCGAUAUUCACCUCGGAAGCGCCUAUUAUAACUCCACCAGCAAGACGAAGAGUUCCACCGUUAAUGGAGAAGAAGACAUUUGAGGAUUUUUGUUGGAGGGCAGAUUGGAGUUAAUCUCGGUUGUGAUCCACAAUAAGAAUUACUGGAGAGAGAAUUAGCAUUAAUAUAUUCUACCAAUGAAAUCAUUUGUUGAAAACUAAAGUGAGAAUUCAAACUGAAUUUCAAAUUUAGAGUUAAAAAAAAGAAAAAAGAAAAAAAGAAACAUGCCCUCAGUCAGCUACGAUUCCAGAUUGGCUACUUUGGCUUUAAAUUUGCAAAUCACUUUGAUUUCUCAUUUUUGGAAAUAACCCUGCAAAUUGUUGAAUUGUGUAUACGUGUAUUAUUAUUGUUGUUAAAAUAAAAUAAAAAAUUUGACAUUAAAAAAAAUGUAAAUUUAGACGUGAAUCUUUGUGUAGCAGAAGAAGGAGGAAUAGUACCAGGCUUGGGACCCAGACCUAUUCCAUCCAGCGUUCGUCCCUUCUCCUAAGGGGAAAUAUAAUAGAGAGUCAGCCUUUCCUUCCAGCAAUACCCGAUUAGUAAUGUCAGUGAUCUUCCAGACAGAGAGCCAGCCUUUCCUUCCAACAAUAACCGAUUAGUAAUGCCAAUGAUCUUCCAGACAGAGAGCCAGCCUCUCCUUCCAGCAAUACCCGAUUAGUAAUAACAGUGUUCUUCCAGACAGAGAGCCAGCCUUUCCUUACAGCAAGCCCCUGUCAUAUCCACGCCCCCAAAAUGUGAGUGUCUGGGGAAUGUGGGAUGACAGGGGCCAAUGGGAGCAACUUUCAUUUUUUGGCUCCCACUGCCCCUUUAAGAGCAUGCCUGCGACGCGCGGCACGCUCUUAGAGCUAGGUGGAACACGUGACCGCAUCUCGCGGUCCGUGCCCGCCUUCAUUUGGGAGCUGCGCGCGGCGGGAAGUGAGGACCUCGGCCGGCCCCCGGGUAAGGUAAGUACCGCUACAACUGGGAAGGGAAAGGGCUAAUCACUGUUCCAGUGUGGAGGAUUCAACAGGGAAAGUCCUUUUAAGCACUAGAUCUUCCAGGACUAAGUGUCAUCCAGUGCCUGGGGGUGGAUAGAGAGUUCCCCAUUCAGCUCCAUGAGGGAGCGGUUCCAGGACCCCAGUCAAGUCACGGCGACUGUGGGCAGAAGUGCUGCGGUAUUAUAAAAUAGGAAAUGCACUUACAUUUAUUGGAGCUAUAUAUGUGGAUCUGUUAGUGUGUAUGAUCACCUCUCUGAGGAUAUGUAGGUGGUGGGGGGUCUUCUCUGUGGUACUUAUAAAAAUAUCAAUAUAGUGCACACUGUGUGAUUGGGUGGGUGAGAGAUGAAAAUUCACUUAAUAGCUCAGGAGCAAAGUAUGGUUUUGCUCACUCAAUAAGGUUCUGGUGGUACACCUCCCCACCUUGGAGAACGAAGUAGAAGAAAUACGUGGAGUGCCAAAGUGAGACGGGAUGGUCCAGGGUAGUUAGAAAAUGAGUAUCUUUUAAUAAAUACAAUAAAACAAAGAGUUAAAACACUGAUAAUUAAAAGGAACACAAUGUGUAUCGCCACUGCAUAGGGCUUUGUCAAGUGUCCUUGAAAUUGAAAAAGCUCUAUGCUGUGGUGAAACGCGCUGUUAAUUUUGAUUAUAAGUGUUUUAAAUGGAAAGACCCCCGAUAGGCAGUACAAUUACUAGCCUAAUAUACAAUGAUAUAACAGUGGAUGAUGAAUAGUCCUUUUAAGAAUACAUUUUCUUCCCCAGAUCUUAAGAAACUCUUCAAGCAGUCUGGCCAGGAUAUAAAUGGAAAUUUAUCAUACCAAAACCUCAAGGACUCACUUGGGCCUGGCAUACCACAGUCUUUAAAGGAAUUUGAUACCGAUGGAGAUGACAGAUAUUCCUUCACUGAACUGAAAGAUGCUUUAGGUUUUUAA